Molecule: messenger RNA, 1551 nt
Organism: Talaromyces proteolyticus
Lineage: Eukaryota; Fungi; Ascomycota; Eurotiomycetes; Eurotiales; Trichocomaceae
Product: putative 3-ketoacyl-CoA ketothiolase
Exons: 5
Coding region: 255-1499 (414 amino acids)
Biological process (GO): fatty acid beta-oxidation; phenylacetate catabolic process
Cellular component (GO): peroxisome
Molecular function (GO): acetyl-CoA C-acyltransferase activity
Source: RefSeq, a predicted model, not a curated record
GAAGGAUACGAGUUUCAAGGUUGCUGUUCUGGAUCGCAGCUGAUUUACCUCGGCAGAUGCCAGGCCGUCGGACAUCUCGGCUUAGCAAUAUUCGGCUCCAACGUCCUCCAUAAAACAUCGAGUCAGCGUCCUGACUGUCGCAGAUCUUGUGAGUCUCUGAACAACUCUGCGGUACAGAUUUUACCUUGAAGAAUUUCUUUCUCGCUUUUGCAUAAUAUCUUAUCAAAUCUUGCCGGGUUUAAAGUCGAUUCAUCAUGGCCGUCGAACGUUUAUCCUCCAUCUUCAACCAGUUGAAGCCGUCAGCAGUAUCAGCCAUCACACAAAAAAAUCCCGACGAUGUCGUUAUUACGCUUGCUAUCCGGACCCCAUUGACCAAGGCUGUCAAGGGCGGUUUCAAAGAUACUGGGCUGGAUUACAUUGUCUAUUCAUUACUUAAGGAGCUUGUUCAGAAGUCGAAUCUGGAUCCGGCGCUGAUUGAGGAUGUGUGCUUGGGAAAUGUCAACGACGGUAAAGCCGCUUACCUCGGCCGCGCCGCCGCCCUCGCCGCCGGAAUCCCUCACACCGCAGGCGCAUCAUCCGCAAACCGCUUCUGCGCCUCCGGCCUGAAGGCCGUCCACGACAUCGCAAACCAAAUCCGCCUGGGUGCGAUCGACGUCGGCGUGGCGGUCGGCGCAGAAUCAAUGUCGACCAGCGACCGCGGGCCCAACCCGUUCCACGAGGAUAUCCUCGCAAACCAGGAAGCCGCGGACUGCCUGCAGCCCAUGGGCCAGACGUCUGAGAAUGUCGGCGAUGACUUUGGCAUUACUCGUGAGAUGCAGGAUACCUACGCGGUGGAGUCGUUCCGCCGCGCAGAAGUCGCGCAGAAGGCAGGCUGGUUUGAUGAUGAGAUCGUCCCGAUUACCACCAAGGUCAAGGAUCCCAAGACAGGUGAGGAGAAGACUGUCACGCUCACCCGCGACGAGGGCCCGCGGUACGGAACUACCCUCGAGGGUUUGAACAAGAUCAGGCCUGCAUUCCCGCAGUUUGGAAACAAGACGACCGGCGGUAACGCCAGCCAGGUCACUGAUGGAGCCGCCGCCAUUCUCCUGAUGCGCCGCUCUAAAGCCGUCGAACUCAACCAGCCCAUCCUCGCCAAAUUCUGCGGCGCCACCGUGGCCGGCGUGCCUCCGCGCGUGAUGGGCAUCGGCCCAACCGCCGCCAUCCCCAAGUUGCUGAGCCAAUUCAAUAUGAGUAUUGCCGACAUUGACAUUUUUGAAAUUAACGAGGCGUUUGCGUCGAUGGCGGUGUAUUGUGUCAAGAAACUGGGUCUUGAUCACGCAAAACUGAACCCCCGUGGUGGCGCCAUUGCGCUGGGACACCCGCUCGGAGCGACUGGCGCGAGGCAGAUCUGUACGAUUUUGAGUGAGGCGAGGAGGACGAAGAAGAAGGUGUUGGUUACGAGUAUGUGUAUCGGGACGGGCCAGGGUAUGGCCGGGUUGUUUGUGAAUGAGCAGGUGUAAACUACAUGUAUAUGUAUCUGAUUGAGGAUUAUGUGGGAUGUUGAAAAGGUAC